This is a messenger RNA of Ochotona princeps (American pika), 4069 nucleotides long. It is a transcript of the gene ARVCF, whose product is annotated as ARVCF delta catenin family member. Gene Ontology annotation, biological process: cell-cell junction assembly; cell-cell adhesion. NCBI's taxonomy places the organism in Eukaryota, Metazoa, Chordata, Mammalia, Lagomorpha, Ochotonidae. Gene Ontology annotation, molecular function: cadherin binding. Bases 249 to 3173 code for a protein of 974 amino acids. The record is from RefSeq and is a predicted model, not a curated record. Gene Ontology annotation, cellular component: nucleus; adherens junction; cytoplasm. The transcript has 20 exons.
GAGGCGCGGAGGGAGGCGCGCAGGGGUCCGCCCCCGCCCCGGCUCCAGUGGCGGCCCCGCUCCUCGCCGCCCCGUCCGCGCCUUGGGGACGCCGAGCCCCGCGCGCCGCGGGAAGCCGGGACGCCCGCCUCGGGGGGCGGGGGCCGCGCUGCAGAGCUGUCCACGCUGCGCUCCAGGAGCCAGAGCCAACAGGAUGGACAUCAGGACUUGCUGAUCUUCCCCAAGACACAGCCUCCGGCAGCCUGGUCAUGGAGGAUUGCAGUAUGCCCUCGGCCGCCAGCAUCCUGGCCUCGGUAAAGGAGCAAGAAGCCCGCUUCGAGCGGCUGACGCGGGCGCUGGAGCAGGAGCGGCGCCAUGUAGCCCUGCAGCUGGAGCGGGCGCAGCAGCCUGGCGUGGGCACUGGCAGUGGUAUGGGCAGCGGGCAGCCCCUGCCGAUGGCUUGGCAACAGCUGGUUCUGCAGGAGCAGAGCCCGGGCAGCCAGGCCUCCCUGGCCACCAUGCCAGAGGCACCCGAGGUACUGGAAGAGACAGUGACAGUGGAGGAGGACCCUGGCACACCCACCUCCCAUGUGUCCAUCGUGACCUCGGAAGACGGCACGACCCGGCGCACGGAAACUAAGGUCACCAAGACAGUGAAGACAGUGACCACACGGACAGUACGACAAGUGCCUGUGGGCCCAGAUGGACUGCCCCUGCUGGACGGCGGCCCCCCACUUGGCCCUUUUGCAGAUGGCCCCCUGGACCGGCAUUUCCUGCUGCGUGGAGGUGGCGGUGGCCCAGCUGCCACACUCUCCCGAGCCUACCUCGGCAGUGGCAGUGGCGGCUUUCCUGAUGUCCUUGAACCCCGCGAUGGCCCCAAUUAUGGCAGCCUAUCCCGAGGCCUGGGCAUGCGGCCCCCACGUGCCGGACCCCUGGGCCCUGGCCCUGUGGACGGCUGCUUUACCCUGCCCGGCCGUCGGGAGGCCUUCCCCUCUGGCCCUGAGUCUGGGCCCCCACAACCACCUGGGGGCCGCUCCCUGCCCGAGCGCUUCCAGGCAGAGCCCUACGGCCUGGAGGAUGACUCGCGCAGCCUGGCCAAUGAUGAUGAGGGCGGUCCCGAGCUGGACCCCGACUAUGGCACAGCCCCUCGGAGGAGGCCCGAGUGCGGGCGCGGGCUGCGUGCCAGGACCUACGAGGACAUGGCAGAGGAUGGCACCGGCGGUGAGCUGCUGUUAGAGGAGCGGGCCCCAUUCCCCGCAGCGACCGCACCCCUGGCCCAGCCCGAGCGGGGCAGCCUCGGCAGCCUGGACCGGGUGGCACGACGCUCGCCCUCGGUGGACAGCGCCCGCAAGGAGCCACGCUGGCGGGACCCGGAGCUGCCCGAGGUGCUGGCAAUGCUGCGGCACCCCGUAGACCCCGUGAAGGCCAAUGCGGCUGCCUACCUGCAGCACCUGUGCUUCGAGAACGAAGGCAUCAAGCGACGUGUACGGCAGCUGCGGGGGCUUCCACUGCUCGUGGCAUUGCUGGACCACCCACGGGCUGAGGUGCGGCGCCGGGCCUGCGGGGCACUGCGCAACCUCUCCUAUGGCCGGGACGCUGACAACAAGGCUGCCAUCCGGGACUGUGGUGGUGUACCAGCCCUGGUGCGCCUGCUGCGGGCUGCCCGGGACAACGAGGUUCGGGAGCUCGUCACUGGCACCCUCUGGAACCUGUCAUCAUACGAGCCCCUGAAGAUGGUCAUCAUCGACCACGGCCUGCAGACCCUCACGCACGAGGUCAUCGUGCCCCAUUCAGGCUGGGAGCGUGAGCCCAACGAGGACUCCAAGCCCCGGGACGCCGAGUGGACAACUGUCUUCAAGAACACAUCUGGCUGUUUGAGGAAUGUGAGCUCAGAUGGUGCCGAGGCCCGGCGGAGACUCCGGGAGUGUGAGGGCCUGGUGGAUGCCCUCCUGCAUGCCCUUCAAUCGGCUGUGGGCAGGAAGGACACGGACAACAAGUCAGUAGAAAACUGUGUGUGCAUCAUGCGGAACCUGUCGUACCAUGUGCACAAGGAGGUGCCCGGAGCUGACAGGUACCAGGAAGCUGAGCCAGGGCCACCAGGCAGCACCAACGUGGGCUCCCAGCGACGGAGGCGGGAUGAUGCCAGCUGCUUCGGUGGCAAGAAGGCCAAAGAGGACUGGUUCCAUCAAGGGAAGAAGGAUGGUGAGACAGACCAGAACUUUGACACGCUGGACCUGCCCAAGCGGACGGAAGCCGCCAAAGGCUUUGAGCUGCUGUACCAGCCCGAGGUGGUGCGGCUCUAUCUCUCGCUCCUCACGGAGAGCCGGAAUUUCAAUACCCUGGAGGCAGCCGCAGGAGCCCUGCAGAACCUCAGCGCCGGCAAUUGGAUGUGGGCCACCUACAUCCGUGCCACGGUUCGCAAGGAGCGCGGACUCCCAGUGCUGGUGGAGCUGCUGCAGUCUGAGACGGACAAGGUGGUGCGGGCCGUGGCCAUUGCACUGCGGAACCUCUCGCUGGACCGGCGCAACAAGGACCUCAUUGGGAGCUACGCCAUGGCAGAGCUAGUGCGAAACGUGCGCAAUGCGCAGGCUCCCCCGCGCCCUGGAGCCCGUCUGGAGGAAGACACGGUGGUGGCCGUGCUCAACACCAUCCACGAGAUUGUGUCCGACAGCCUGGACAACGCCCGAUCGCUUCUGCAGGCUCGUGGCGUGCCUGCACUGGUGGCCCUCUGCGCUGGCAGCCAGUCGGUGCGCGAGGCGAAGGCAGCGUCCCACGUGCUGCAGACCGUGUGGAGCUACAAGGAGCUGCGUGGGGCCCUGCAGCGGGACGGCUGGACCAAGGCGCGCUUCCAGUCUGCUGCAGCAGCCAGCAAGGUGCCUAAGGGAGCGCAGAGCCCGGGGGGCUUCGAUGACAGCACGCUGCCGCUGGUGGACAAGAGCCUGGACAGUGAGAAGGCAGGUAGCCGGGAAGUGAUUCCUCUGGACACACUUGGCCCGCCGGACCGCUACACCACGGUGGACCGUAGAGAACGCAAGGCCCGUGGUAGUGACCCCAUGGGAGAGGCUUCCGAAAAGGAGCCAUUGAAACCCGACCCCGGCAGGAAGGCUCCUCCCCCUGGGCCCAGCAGGCCCGCAGUCAGGCUGGUGGACGCCGUGGGGGACACUAAGCCUCAGCCUGUUGACUCCUGGGUCUAGCUUGCAUGCCUGGGCCUGGGCCCAGCCAUGGGCUCCUAGGGACUGGAUCGCCAGCAGGGCCGACCUGAGCAACACCGCUAUGGAGCUCGGAGCCUCCUGGCAUCAGGGCAACACCCCCUCCCGCUGCACUGCAUCCCUCCUUCCCUGUACCCCACCCAACUCCCCGACCUGGUGCUGUGUUCCAAGGAGCUGCAAGAAAGGGCGCAAGACAGCAGGCCGCCUCAGGAAGGCGGGCCAGGUGGGGUGCAGGAAGGGGGCACAGGAGGCUUGUUGGGGACCAGCAGCAGAGUUGCCCAAUGUGUGUGCGUGUGUGUGUGCGCGUGUGUGUGCCUGUACUUGCGUGCACAGUGCCCCAGGUGGGAGGGGCAGCAGGACGGGCAUGGGGGCGGAGCUAGGCAGGGGUCAGGGCUCAGGGAGAUGAGCUGAACUCCAGAGGGGCUGCCCUGGGUGGGGGCCCAACCCUGCAGGGAAGCCAGACCGUGGGGGCGGGUCUGGCUGUUUUGUUCCCUGCCCGGCCUGCGGAGUGGGCCAAUGUGGUAUGGGGGAGCCCUCGUGCCGCCCAGGUGUCCGCCUCCCCGUAACCUCAAGGAGUGCCUUCCGGGGCUGACUUUGGGGCGUCGGCAGAGACUACUGCUGUUCGGUGCCUGCUGUUUAUGACUUUGGAAACAGAAGAAACAUUAUAACACUGAAGAUGAGCAUUUAAAUGAAACCAAAAUAAGACUAUUGGUACACAUCUAAAUUUUUGUAAGAAAAUGCAAAAAGUUAAAAAAAAAAAGACCAACAGAGCAACUUCCACCUUCUGUCUCUUGUGGGCUGCUGGUUCCCAUCUGGGCUCUGAAGGCUGGGUGGUGGAUGGGAUGGCCACACCCACACGCAGGGCUGCACCUGCUGCGCCC